AAAUCAAAAUGACAAAAAGUGAAAUGGACAGACGACAAGACUCAAGACUGAGUCAAUUAUCAAGAGCAUGAAAAUCACGUAGGUUUGCCUUGGCGUAGAUCUCAGGAUGGAGGAAGGUGGUGAUGGGGGCCAAUCGCUCAGGGGCCGGUACGUUGUCGUGCUGAGUGGCAAGCGAAAAUCUGGCAAGGACUAUUUCGCCGACGUUCUCAAGAAAAGGCUCGGCGAUGCAGCUUGCAUUGUGCGUCUCUCUGGUCCUCUGAAGCGUGCCUAUGCUGAGGAGCAUGGACUCGACUAUCAGCGCUUGCUCGACGCCAGCGACUUCAAGGAGAAGUACCGCGAGGACAUGAUCGCCUGGGGCGAAGCACGGCGACGCCACGAUCAUGGUUUCUUCUGCCGACGAGCGGUACAGGAGGUGCCGGCCGCGUGCCGCGUCGUGAUCGUGUCCGACGCCCGUCGCAAGACUGACGUGGCCUGGUUCGAGGAGAGGCGCGACGCGGCGGCGCGGGGUGUGCCGACCGUGUUCGUCAGGAUUGGCGCCACGCUGGCGGCGCGCACCGCCCGCGGCUGGGCGUUCACGGCGAACGUGGACGACGCCGAGUCGGAGUGCAGCCUGGACGACUACACCGGCUUUGACGUGCUCGUAGAGAACAGCGGCGGUGAUGCUGAUAAUGUGGACGAGGCUAUACUGGAUAUCAUGCAGCGAGCAAGAGCGGCAACAGACACAGCUGCUCUAUGAGAUUGACAUAGUUUUUCUAGUUUUUGUUUGUUUCGGAUUGUAGCUGCUCUGUCUUUUAUUUUUAAAUUAUUUUCCCUUUUGCAAUGGCUUGUAGUCAUGUGCAACAACUCAAGUGCUGCUGGCAGUGCUUAUACCUAGGUACGAUCAUAAAAUUAUUUUUAUACUUCAGUAUACCACUUUAGAAACAAUGCUGUAUUGCUUUUCAAUGCACCGUCAAAUAAUGUCAGCCAUCCCGAGCCGA
Messenger RNA from Sycon ciliatum, 977 nucleotides. Its product is annotated as phosphomevalonate kinase-like. The transcript is spliced from 3 exons. The coding region runs from base 107 to 736 and encodes 209 amino acids. Gene Ontology annotation, cellular component: cytoplasm. NCBI's taxonomy places the organism in Eukaryota, Metazoa, Porifera, Calcarea, Leucosolenida, Sycettidae. Gene Ontology annotation, molecular function: phosphomevalonate kinase activity. The record is from RefSeq and is a predicted model, not a curated record. Gene Ontology annotation, biological process: isopentenyl diphosphate biosynthetic process, mevalonate pathway; cholesterol biosynthetic process.